AUGGCUCAUCGUCGUUGUCUCCAAACUUUAAGCCGUCACCCUCCAUUCCUUCUCUCCUCAAACCCAUGUCUCCAUUCCCUCAAAACCCUAAACCCUCAUCACCCACAACCUCUAAACCUGAAUUCAACGAAUUACCCACAAAUCCUAGCUACCAAAUUCCACCACAUUUUCACCAAUCCCAGAUCCAAUUUCAAUACCCAAUUCCCAAAUUUGUCGAAAAGCUUUUGUUCUGGUAAGAAUAACGAGAGCGAUGAUGACGAAAGUGAAGAUGCAGAGAGUGGUGAUGAAGUUGAUGAUGAUGAGAAUGUUUCGACGUCUAAGUCACUGGAGGAGAGAGAAAUUGAGGCGGCUGGUAUUGGGUAUAAAGUGAUUGGGAGGCUAGAGAAGUCGGACCAGGUUUUCAAACCUUACGAGCCCGUUUUCGCUGUUGUUCAGAUUGGAUCACACCAGUUUAAGGUGAGCAAUGGGGAUAGCAUUUUUACAGAGAGGCUAAAAUACUGUGAAGUGAAUGAUAAGCUGAUUUUAAACAGGGUUCUUAUGAUGGGCUCGAAAAUGCAGACGAUCAUUGGCCGGCCUAUGUUGUCUGAUGCCACAGUUCAUGCUGUUGUUGAAGAGCAUGCAUUGGAUGCGAAAGUACUCAUUUUCAAGAAAAAGAGAAGGAAAAACUAUCGUCGAACUAAAGGGCAUCGACAGGAAUUGACAAAGCUGAGGAUAACAGAUAUACAAGGAAUUGAAAAGCCCGAAAAUGCAGAAUCUGGAAAGACAGUAAUGGCAUCUGUUAAGAAGGUAGAAAGGGUAGCAGUUGCUGUCUAG
This is a messenger RNA of Ilex paraguariensis (yerba mate), 813 nucleotides long. The record is from the annotation of a GenBank genome assembly. Lineage: Eukaryota; Viridiplantae; Streptophyta; Magnoliopsida; Aquifoliales; Aquifoliaceae.